Ochotona curzoniae (black-lipped pika) is the source of this 888-nucleotide messenger RNA. It is a transcript of the gene PRR32, whose product is annotated as proline rich 32. The coding region runs from base 1 to 888 and encodes 295 amino acids. Lineage: Eukaryota; Metazoa; Chordata; Mammalia; Lagomorpha; Ochotonidae. The transcript is spliced from 2 exons. The record is from RefSeq and is a predicted model, not a curated record.
AUGGCUUGUACUGAAAACGUCCUUGGAAGGCAUACCACUUCACCCAUAGUGGUAGCCAUGGACAAAAAUGGGAGGCAAGAGCUGCACCGGGACAUGCCCAAGCAAUGUCUGAGCUCCUUGCUGAAGGAAGAUGCAGAAGUCUGGGGCCACGCUCACGUCCCACUGAGACCUUCUUUCAAUGUCCUGACAAGAGAGCAACUGGAGCUACCCUCUGAGCUAGCAGGAGCCUGCAUUCCUGUUGAUAGUUCCAGAGCUCUUAGACAGUCUUACAGGCCACCACCUGCUGCUGCGGAAGAGUACCUAGCAACAGCAGAAAUAAACAGUCGUGAGGGGCUGGCAGGCCGGAGGCAGAAGGAUCAGGAUUCUAUUAAUGUUUCCCGAGAUGUCUCUGGCAGCCCUCUUUCACUGAAGGAAGGGAGGCCAAGAGUCAGCAAUGGAGGCAUUGAGAGAGGUGGCCAGAAUGCCAGAUUUUAUGUGACUUUGCCAAGGGGUACAGGAUCCUUUCCACGCAGGGGCCCACAAAUAAGACGUCCUCCACAUAUCCCCACCCUUAGAUCCGGGGUAAUGAUGGAGGUAUCUCCAGGAAAUCCUAGAAUAGCCAGCCAGGGAAGGUUGGCUCAAGUUUCCUUCCCACCAGGGGGCCCACAACACCCUGUGGAUAGGUGGCAAAGACCUAUCCCAUUGUCUUCCAGUACUCCAAGUUUAUCUCCUCCCAGUACUGCUCCUUGCUUUGCGCCUUCUCAGUUUCUGAGUUUCAACCCCCUUCUCACAAUACCUAUUGCUUUUGCUCCUCCUCCAAUAUUUGCUCCACCAUUGCCCUCUUAUUUUGCUCAUUUCUACUCUGGGGGUAUGCUGUCUGCUUCAUCCUCAAACGGAGAGCACAACUAA